GUCCUUCCUCGCGGGGCUGGUCCUCGAGCUGUGGCUCGUCGACGGCUCCCUCGGCCCGCCCGACCCGGCGGAAGGGCACAUGUGGGAUGGCGAGUCGGACCCUCAGGACCCUAACGUCGCGGCCCAGGACGGGGUCUGGCAGGAGGUGGCGGGCACCAGGGACAGGUUCCUGGUGUACAGCGCCUUCCACGACGGGCGGGGGUCGAGGGCGCUGGUGCGCGUGGUGGGAGCCGCGCGCACCUCGCGGCCAGACCGCGUGUGGUGUCGCCUGCUAUACCCGACCCGCGCCGUCACCGUGCUGGCCAGGGUCAAGGUGAUCCGCGAGAACUGGCGGCUGCGCUACAGCGCGUGCUUCGUGCUGUGCCCGCUGCGGGGUGGGGAGCCGGGGGAGGCGCCGGCCUCAGUGUCUGUGGUGAGCCGCGUGCGCGCGGCGCCGGCCAACCACCUCCGAGUGAACCGCGCGGGCAACUCCAGCGCUCCGGAGGCCUCCGUCGCCGUCUGCGUCAAGCCGCUGCACUUCUCCUACAACCAGCCGCUGCAGAUGCUGGAGUUCCUGGAGCUGUACGGCCUGCUGGGAGUGCGCCACUUCACGCUCUACAACCACACCAUCGGGCCGCAAGUGGCCUGCGUGCUGGAAGACUACGUGUCGCGCGGCUCCGUCACCUUGCUGCCCUGGCAGCUCAACAUGGCGUCGCAGAAGGAGAUCCGCACCGAGGGCUUGUUCGCGGCGCUCAACGACUGCCUGUACCGCAGCAUGCACCGCUACUCGUACGUGGCGCUGGUGGACCUGGACGAGUUCAUCGUCCCGCGCCACAACGACACCCUGCAGGACCUCAUCAGAGAGCUAGACAACGGAAGCUACCCGGACACCGGCUGCUACAUCUUCCAGAACGCCUUCUUCUACCUGCAGUGGGGGGACGACGUAGCGGCGCUGGCGUCGGGCGACCAGCUGGAGCGCAGCCUCGUGACGCUGCGCAAGACGCGGCGGUCAGCCGAGCUGCACCCUUACAAGAAGCGCUCCAAGUACCUGUGCCGGCCCGAGCGCGUCGUCGAGGCGGGCAACCACUUCGCGUGGCAGUACCUGAGGUGGGAGCACCGCGCGCUCAACGUGCCGCCAGACGCCGCCAUCCUGCACCACUACCGCGCGUGCGAGUUCGGCGGCGACGACUGCGUCAGGACUGCGUCCGCGCUCGACCGCACCGCGCGCCGCUACCGCGCGCCGCUGCUGCAGCGCGUGGCGGCCCGGUGGCGCCUGCUGGGGCGGCGCUGCGGCCUGCCCGUACUCUGACCCCGGUUCCAGCUGCCCGCCAGCACCGGCCUUCUGCCCGCGCUAAACCCUUCUCAUUUUUGUUUUCUUACCGUUCAUUGAAGUCUCGACAAACUGCUGAAGAUCGAAACUAUUAAAAAAAAAAAAUUGGUUGUCUGUAAAGUCGGUUUACGAACGAUAGUUUAACGUGACAACGUCAUAACAAAAACAUUGAUGAA
Messenger RNA from Bacillus rossius redtenbacheri, 1485 nucleotides. RefSeq lists its product as uncharacterized. Gene Ontology annotation, cellular component: cytoplasm. The record is from RefSeq and is a predicted model, not a curated record. The transcript has 6 exons. NCBI's taxonomy places the organism in Eukaryota, Metazoa, Arthropoda, Insecta, Phasmatodea, Bacillidae. Bases 80 to 1288 code for a protein of 402 amino acids. Gene Ontology annotation, molecular function: glycosyltransferase activity.